Camelina sativa (false flax) is the source of this 429-nucleotide messenger RNA. The record is from RefSeq and is a predicted model, not a curated record. NCBI's taxonomy places the organism in Eukaryota, Viridiplantae, Streptophyta, Magnoliopsida, Brassicales, Brassicaceae.
AUGUAUCUACUCGUAUACAUCAGGUAUUGCGAUCAGGCUAGACAACGACGACUGAUCAUUGCAGUUCUGAUAGUUAAGGUCGUGCUUGUGGUUGCAUUUACAACCUUGAUCUUUACGCUAGUAGAUUCUAGAGGAGUUCAGCGGUCGGUGAUUGGUGAUGUUUGUUGCGUAUACAACAUCAUCAUGUAUAUCGCUCCCAUAUUCGUUGUGAUGAGGAUUGUGAAGAACAAGAGCGUCGAGCACAUGUCUUUUUUGGUAGCAUUUGCGAUGUUCGCAUACGCUAUAGUUUGGAGCGUCAUCUCGUUUUUACCCCUAGAUCCUAUUAUGUUUAUUUCCUUUGAGAUAUGCACAUUACUUGGACUAGUGUAUGCUGAGUAUUACCCAUGGACACAGAUGAUUAUUGCCGCGAGACAGAGAGUAUCUGUUUGA